ACACCGAGUGCGUGGGCGAUGUGGUAUCUUCGCAAGGAUCUCGAGUGGAGGCGGCGCGCGGAGAGGGAGCACGAAGCCCGGAAGGCCGCGCUGCGAGAAGCACGCGCCGCCGCCGAACGCAAGGCUAACCAGCGGUCUCAGGCCGAGCGCGCUUUCGCCGCCUGGUGCGCAAUGAAGAGCGAGCUAGAGGCGGCGAGGCGAGCCGAAGAUCGACGUCGCAGCGCCAAAGCCGACGAAGACCGAAAGCGGACCGAAAUGCGCGCGUGUGCGCUGUCAGAGAGAAAGUGCAGGGAGUGGCUUGCCAGAAAGCAAGUGGAGAAGGAGGCCAGUUUGGCGAAGAAACAACGAAUUACGACCAGCGGCGACGCCGAGAAGGCGGCAGCGAACCAAAGUGCUUUCAACGCUUGGCUCGCCGGCAAGGGUACGAAGAAUUCAACGGAGAAGUUCCACGUAAAGUGUAUUGACGGCCAACUGUUCGCAGUGUGGCGGUAGUCUACGCCCAACUCUUUCCAGUGAUGAUCGAUUGAGCGUCGCUGUGUAUCUAUGUUUUCGAGUGCCACAACUUGCGUCUAGCAGGCGCGGUAAUUUUUUUCAUGGAUAGAGCUGAUUUGUGAGAAUAUUAAGUGACGAAUGCCUUUCGUAGCUUUUGAUUUGUUGUGAAAUUAGGAAAUAAAUAUGACGGCCGAUAAAAAUGAUACCCAAGCCGCAAUAUAUAUGCAAUAAUCACAGAGGCAUGUAAUGGUAUCUUCGCAUAAAGAAAUUGUAUAACUUUUUCUUGCCUACGUUGCCUACUCUUGCCUCCACUCCUAUAUGUGUAUUUGUAUAUUUGUGCAUUGUACAUAUAUAUAACUGUAAAGUAUUUUAUCGACAUCUCACAAUGAUUUCAGAAAUGUGACAAAAGAGAUGCCAAUUCAUUUAGUGGAGGAAGCUUGUUAUCGGAAAAUCUACCCUGAAGGUCUAUAAUUGACACGACAAAGGAGACAACAUGCCGUGUGAUUGACUUGCGGAAUU
Rhipicephalus sanguineus (brown dog tick) is the source of this 1011-nucleotide messenger RNA. Its product is annotated as translation initiation factor IF-2. NCBI's taxonomy places the organism in Eukaryota, Metazoa, Arthropoda, Arachnida, Ixodida, Ixodidae. The record is from RefSeq and is a predicted model, not a curated record. Bases 19 to 492 code for a protein of 157 amino acids. The transcript is spliced from 2 exons.